CGAUUGGUUCGCGUUGAGGCCACAUGAGGAUCUUUGACACCGGCUUCACAAAUGUUGUUCAACAUAUAUCAACACGAAUCGUUCUUCAGGCUAAGAAGAAAGGAGCGCUUGUGCUGUUGGAUGAGGUUAUCAUCCACACAAAGACAAAGAAGCACGAUGACAAGACUUGGGUGGAUCCGGGACAUGCUGAGCUACAGGCACAAUUCUUCGAACUGCGCGAGGAGGCUAGACAAAAUGGACUUAAAGUCACCGACGAAGAAAUAUGGUACUCGCUAGUCGAGGGCCAUAAUGCAAAGAACCGCGUUCCUGGAGUUGGUGAUUACGCGCGGGAAAUGAAGAAGAUCAAUACUUCCUCCAAACCUCGCCGUUCCAGCACUAGUAGCAACAGCGCAACGGAGAUGGCAGCACUUAAAGAGCAAAACCAAAGGCUGCAGGAACAAAUUGAUAAUCUAACCUCAAGCUUGUCGCUAACGAUUCAGGAGGAGAUAAGGAAGUUAUAUGGUGGAGAUUUCAAACCAGCGGGCAAAUUUAAAGGCCAACCUGCCAUCUCCUUCACAGACGCGGAUGUGAGUGCGCUCUCAUCCACAUUCGCACGAACAAUAGUUGGGCGCUUCAUCAAAGGGAGACCAAGCCUUAUCUCAACCAGAAAAGCUUUUGAACGGAUUGGCUUUGAAAGCGAUUUCUCUGUAAGUCUCUUAGAUGAAUGCCAUAUUUUGAUCAAUUUCGAAUCUGAGAAGGAUUUCCUGAGAUGCUUGUUGCGAAAAUAUUGGAAGAUUAAUGGAUUGUCUUUGAAAGUUUUCCGAUGGACUCAUGAUUUCGACCCUAAUGCCGAUUCCCCACUAAUUCUAGUCUGGAUAGGCCUUGAAGGUUUGCCUAUACAUCUAUUUGAUUCUCUUGCUUUAUUCUCAAUUGGGAACCUGCUUGGUAAACCCCUGAAAACUGAUUCAGCAACAGCAACUCUUUCGAGGCCCUCUGUUGCUCGAAUCUGUGUUGAGAUAGAUACCAGUAAAGAAUUGCCUCGAAGUGUUUGGAUUCACCUGGGAGAACUCACCUUCCUACAGCCAAUAACCUAUGAAGAUCUUCCAGACUAUUGCCCCUCAUGCAAAUCUUUUGGCCACAAAAACUGUAAGAGAAAGAUUGAGAACUCUAGAUGGGUUAAAACAGAAGGGGUUAAAACAGUAGGGGUUUCUAGAACUGGAAUUCAACAAGCUGUUCCUAAGCCUGGAGUGACCCCAACAACAAUAGAAGCUGUUUUGCAAACAACCCAGGGCGAGGAUGCAACCGGGCCUGCUUCUGCUGCCGAAACAACAGACUCAAAUGGGGCUGCUCCUCCAAGAGUUGACAUGGCAACUAAUCUAACCCUCUCUCAUGUGAGGGACUCUACAGCUCAUGAACCCCCUUCAAUUUCUAUUGCUCUUGAAACAACCCCUCGUCGCAGCUCCCCAACAACAAACCUUAGGACUGAUCCAGACCCUAUCAUAGCUUCAGAUGUUUGUGAAGUUAUUCCUCUUAUUCCUACUGCCAAUUGUCCAGCAACUUGUGGUAUUAGUGAGGUAAUAUUGGUGACUCCUACCAAUGUACAAGAUGACACCCUUAUACUGGAACCCGAUUCUCCUUUACUUUUUAACAAUGAACUCAGUCGUGGUACACACAAUCUGUCUUCCAAGGCAGCAUUGGAAGGCACACAGACUGUUGACACUGAAAAUAAGGAAGAGUACAUUCCUAACCCUUCUCAAAUCAACCUAAUUGAAUUUCCAGUCCUCACAAAAGAAUUGUUGGAAGCUACUUGUGGUGCACACACUCCCUCUCUUGAGAAAGAGAUGGAAGGCACACUAAGUCUUUCAUCUACAGGAAAUGAUGAGAUUCCUUCUGAUCCUAUGGAAAACAAAAACCCCCCUCCACUGUUGACUAACGAUGCAGGUUCCAACCCUAUCGGGAUUUCCUCUUGUGGUUCUCGAAUUUCUUCGAGGUCUACCUUUCUCCCACUAGUGAUAGCAGAAAGAAACUCCUUCUCAAGGAAGGUUCCAUUCCGUGCAACGAAAAUUUUGUUAUCGGAUGGAUGAUAGAACUCAUACCCUCUAGUUUCCUUGGGGUAUCCCACAAAAAUUACUUUAUCAGAUUUAGGCUCCAACUUACUAGACGUCAUGAGACGUUUUACAUAAGCUUCACAGCCCCAAAUCUUAAAGUACG
Messenger RNA from Cuscuta campestris, 2190 nucleotides. NCBI's taxonomy places the organism in Eukaryota, Viridiplantae, Streptophyta, Magnoliopsida, Solanales, Convolvulaceae. The record is from the annotation of a GenBank genome assembly.